Molecule: messenger RNA, 5381 nt
Organism: Thunnus maccoyii (southern bluefin tuna)
Lineage: Eukaryota; Metazoa; Chordata; Actinopteri; Scombriformes; Scombridae
Product: transmembrane protein 275
Exons: 3
Coding region: 2920-3537 (205 amino acids)
Source: RefSeq, a predicted model, not a curated record
CACUUCUGUGCAUCUCAUCAUCACACAAUGUCCUCAGCCACCAAUUAAGAAAUUAUUAUGGUCGUUAUGUGAUGAUGCGACUCGUACACGAUUCAGUUCAAGUUCCCUGGCUUGUGUUUGCCAUUAGCAAAACAAAUCGGAGUAUAUACAUGUGUACACACUUGCACACGCAGACACACAAAUAAUAGCAUACGUUGCAUGCGCACACUGAACUGCCCUCCUGCAGUGAAACAUAAUACAUUGAUAUUCAGGACAGCACAGGCAGAAUGGCUGCUGCAUGGGAAGUGGCGUGGGGGAAGAACGCUGCGCUCUGACAAAAAGCGUGACGUGCUGUGAGACUGAAUAAUGUCGGCCCGUGUUGAUGGGUUUCAGCAACAGGAGCGCGAGGAGUCUGCGGUGCCUUGAUGACAACCAGCAGUUUGAUUGUCAGGCCUCAAAUCACAAAGCCCCUCCACAAUCCCUCUGUGUCUACAUGAGGAAGGACACAUACUGGACGCCUAAUUUCACAUCUCCACAAUGGGUUGAAGUGACGGACAAUUGAAACAGGACCUCUCAUCCAUGUUGGCUGAUGAAGACUGAUGUAAUUGAUCAAAAGCUCUGGAACAAGAAGAGAGUAAGUGGACCUUGAGUUGGGAUUGUUUUGUCAGCUGCUGUUUCCAGAAAUGCACCAUCAAGCUCAGUUUUUAAGCCGACAUGGACAAGAAGCGCUAAAACUGCUCAGAAUAAUGGAAGGUUUAACACCUGACUCCAUCUGCCGAUGAAGAACGUUUAAUUCAGUCAACAGCCCAGAACAAGAGAGCAAGAGACCUUUUUUUGAAUCCUUUUAUACAUUUAUUAAUAGAUUUAUUAAUGGCCGAUGAGGUAUUUAUGAGUGAAAAAUAGAUUUGUGGUUCAGAAAGUUGGUAUAAAGACUUGAUAUGAGGGGAUUCUGUGAAGGGUCUGAAUAUGAAGAGUUAAUUCAUCAAGAAGACUUCUGACCUUCUGGGGGAAAAAAUGACAAAAAUGGAGUCAAUCUGAAUUCAGUCUGCAGUUGUAAAUUUACCUCUGCAGACUUGGAUUAUUGCACCCUAUUAAUAAUUUACAUAUUAAUAAUUUACAUAAAAUUACAGACUACCUGCUGUUGGCUUAUUAGAAAAUGACCUUUGGCCUUUAACUUUUGAUGAAACAUUUACUGCAGACUUGUUGGCUUGUUAGAAAGUUAGAAACUCAUGAUCUUAUAUUAAUGACUCAAUCAACAGGGAUAUUUUUCACAACCUAGCAACCCCAUUAAUGCCUUAAACUGACUGAUCGAUUAGGCAUUAGCAAUGAUUUAUUAACUACUAAUAACUAACUGGUCCUAGAAAGAGAGAUAGAGUUACACCUUCAUUAGCAUCCUUGUGCUGGCUGCCUGUCAAAUACAGGAAUGAGUUCAACUUUAUUUGUUUUUAAAGCCAUACAUGGGUUGAACUUACUCCACCUCUAGGCCUCUUAGAUCCUCACAUCAGUUGCUGAUCCACGAUGAAGGUUAGUGGGUAUAAGAGAUUUUUGCAGUAGCUGCCCCAAAACUUUGGAUUAGUCCUCUGCUUCCAAUCAAGUGUUCCCCUCUACUGACACUUUAAAGGCAAAACUCAAGACUUACAUGUUUUUUUCAAUGGCUACUGGAUGCUCUAAAUGGCUUUAGUACUUUAUUAUAAUCUUUAAUUUAUUUAUAAAUGUAUUUUACCAUUUUAUUCUGUUUUAUGUUUUACAUUUUGUGCAUAUACUUUGAUAGCAUCUUGUAUCACUGUCUUCUAUUACUCCCUUUUACUACUAAUGUCACUUUAUCUUUACUGUUGUGCCUUCCACUGUUAUGUGCACAGCACUUUGGUCAACUCCAGUUGUUUUUAAAUGUGCUCUAUAAAUAAACUUGACUUGAUAAUUGUGGUUAAUUAAGGUGUCUUAUCAGACAGUGGCACAUGCAGCAGCCUGUUAUUUAAGGGUAUGACUGAAGACAAGAUAAUGAGGAAAUUGAAGAAAAAGGUGCUGACCAUCAGCAUCAUCAAAGGCUUGAUCAGGCAACGUGUUGUAGCCUCAAUAAAAGGGGAAAAUUAAAUUGAGAAAGUAUGAAAUAAAUCAACGAAUUUCUGCGUAUUCCUCUUGAAAAAUCAGCAACAAGUAAAUAAAGGGGAGCUGCAGGCAGAGCAAACACCCCUCACCUUCAUCAUCCCCUUCACACACACACACACACACACACACACACUGGUGAAGGAUGGAGCGGUGAGGAUGCAGGAGAGUCGCAUCCAGCGGUUCACAGAGGAGGGAAGAUGCUCUGCGCGGCAGAUCAAAAAUGAAAUAUGACUACUUCACACAGACAAGAGAUGUCUCGCAUACAUUAGCUGUCCCCCUCCUCCUCCUCGUCCUCCUCGUCCUCCCCCUCCUCUACCUUCUCCUCUUCCUCAUUUCCGUUGCAGAAUGACCUGUCAGGUGCUACGUGCGUCUCGGUCCACAUCAGGAGCAGCGCACGGUUUUGCGUCUGUAUGUCAACUCAGAAGAAAUGCCACCUCACCUAAGUGAUCUUUUCUUUCCCGUCGGAUGUUAUAUUCCUCGACAGGUCGGAUCGUCUCGUCUCGUGUUUCCUUCUGACCACUGAUUGAAUGGCUGUCAUGACUUGUAGUGCCCUCAGGACCGUAAAGCUACAGGAUGAAAAUCCGCCGUUUGGCGUUCACGCGUCCUCUCAACCUCUAAGUAAUUACACUCCCUAAUUAGACUGGCGUUGAAAAUCCGCGUUGAUUAAACAAUGGAAAGACCUUCAGUAUAUCGACAUAAAGGACAAAGAUGUUUCCUCUCUGUGAAUUGGACACAGUUUAUUUAAAGAUUGCCAUGGGGAAGAGUUUGGACUGAAGCGCAGGGAGAUUUAAUAUCACAGUGGAAGAAAGACAGCGAGAGCCCAGAGGUUAAGACAUGGUCAUCAAUGAUAGAAACACCGGCACCCCUGUACCUAAAAAGGAGCCACAAAAGAAGAAGAGGAGGACGUCUCGCCCUCAUGGCCUGCCCUCUCCGGCACUCUGCUGUGCCUGUGGCCUAUGCAUCAUGUUGGCUGGACUCAACAUCACCCUGGUGGGAGCGUUCGCCUUCAGCACACUGGUGCCUUCUGCCAACCCCCCGAUCAUCAUCGGACCUAUCCUACUGCUGGUGGCCUUUUCUUUUUUUGGGGCCUGUUGCGUGUGCAGCCGUCUCCCUCCUCCCAACAGCUCGCGGUCUAAGGUGGGCGGCAGGGGCUCAGGCUUGAUGGGACAUGGCGGGCUGGCUGGAGGGGCAGCGUUUGAAAUAGAGACCAGCGAGCACACGCUGCAGGAUACUACAGCUGUGCAGCUCAGCCCCACAUCCUCCCCUGGAUCAUCCCGGGCGUCCAGCCCAGAGAAAGAGGCUCCUGACACAGCCCUACCAGGAGCCUGCAAGCUCUUCACCAUGGAGACCAACGGCCCUUCUUCUGUUUCCCCCAACGCAGUCUACUCAGCCUCCACAGCAGCAGGAGGUGAGGUGAGGCUCAACCUGCCACGUGAAGAAGUGGUCACCUAGCAGAGCAGGAACUCUUCCAAGGCCAGAGUGCUAGCAGUGUAAAUAACCUUCUGGGUCGAGGACUUGCUGAGUAUGAUUGUGUCUAGUUUACGUUGUGCCAUAUUUCUGGUUGUGACGAAUUGUCCCCAGUAUGCUUCUGAUUUCUCUUGCUGUGCAGCCAACUGGUAAUUAGCAUGCAGAAUUAACUGAAACAUCCAAGUAUUUGUGGAUCAUAGGUUUUGGAAUUCAAAUUCCUACCUCUUGUGCUGUUUUCCUACAGCUCUUUGUUUUUAACGUGGGGCAUUAUGAACAGUUUUCAUGUAGAAAUCAAACUAAGUGUCUGAAACCACGAGCAUUUAUCUUUCACUGUUACCCUGGUUAGUGGAAACCUCGCCUGUCAGCAGUGAUUUUAGAGGGCUCACCUGAAAAAUGUGAUUGUUGAUUUGUUCUGAAACUCUAGAGACUCGAUGUGAAAGGUCAGUAGUGAAAACCAGAUUUGAAUUGUACAGGUAUGUUUGUGGUGACAUUUGGCAUUUUGUUUGCCAUUUUCAGUGCUGAACUUGUUUUGGGGGCAUGAAAUAUUUUAGGUCACAGGGGUCCCAAAGCAAUAUUCUCUCACCUGAGAUGAAAUUCUUGGUAUUUACAGUUCUUUUCACAAGUAAUCGAUUAAACACUACUACAUCCAGUACAUUUGUCAUGAACAGUGGUGUGUUACAAUAUAUUCACACGUUACUGUGUACAAUGUUGGAUCAUGGAAGCAUUCCUGUAGUCUGACAAGCUAUUGUCAUUACUCCAACAUGAACACUGAGUAUUACAUUUCUGUCUACAAUCACUGACAGUCUCCGAUUUCACGUGUACAUUUUUAACAACAGGGUUCACACAGUUUUAAAGGUCACUUUCUUCCUGGUUUUUGUCAGUAAUUCCUAGACAGUGUAAGACAGUUUAGCUCAUGAUCUAGCUGGAAUAGGAACUUACCAUACUGUAAGGUAUGAAAUUGUAUUAUGGUGAUAAAUUUGUGAAUGUGAAACAUGUGAAUAUCACAAUAUUGAAUUAUCAUUUUUCAGGUCUGAUGCGGAAACCUCCACUUGACAUAGUAUACACAAUACGGGCAAGCCAAGAAGUUUACAGACAGAUUCAGAUUCAGAUUUCAUAAAAAAAAAAUGUAUGUGUUCCCCAUCACUGUGAUGUCUUCUUGUCAGGUAUUAAUUUGACUGGUAAAAUGAGACAUUCAAACCCUGAUUUCCUUUGAAAGGAAAGUUGCCUUAGACUGAGAUUUCAGGAUCAAACUAAUGAGGGCUAUAUACAGUAAAAAUGCACAAAAGCAUUUUCUUCAGAAAGCCUUUGUUUGGCUCUGGAUUUCUAUUCCGUAUUGUUAGGGAAGCCUAAACAAGUUUUAGUUGUUUGUGGAUAAAACACAUGCGUGCAAAUGGCUUAAAUGUUUCUCUCUUUGAAAUGUACAUGGAGGAGCAGCUGAUCAUCAGUGAAUAUCACCUACCGGAGCGUUCCCUUAAACAGUAUUAUCCUUCAUUAUUUGUGACACAGCUCCUCAAAAGGACUAGUUUCUCUGCCAAAGCUCACACUCAAAUUAGAGUGUUGAGUGCUGAGCUUAAUUUUGCAUGUUUGGAGAACUGAGUUAUGGAAAUGCAAACUGAACUAUUGGUGUUAAAUGUGUAUUUUAAUUUCUGUAGCACUUAUACACAAAAUCUGAAAAAUGUAAAGGAUAGAAUAUUUUUGUGAAGAUUAUAAUUUGUUUAUUUUAAAAAAGUAGCCAAUCCAAAUGUGAAUCCUUCAGAAGAUAUAAAUAAAAAGGCUCUUUCAGUACAAACAUGUAGUCACUCAUUAUGUAUGCGUGGCAUUACACCAUG